GACUUGACGCAGGCUGCUGCAAACACACCGUCUCUUGGCGGACAUGGCGGCAACUUGAUGAAGGCGGCGAGGGCUUGAAAAAGGAGAGAGAGAAAAGGCGUCUGUAGCAGGUGGGAGCUAGGCCCCAUCCGCCGACACAAAAAGGCAACAGUCCUUCGCCAUGUUGGAAGACGAUAGCGCCCUUGUCCGCGCACGACCGAGGCCGGGGAAGACGUAAGCGCGUCGGUGAGUGUUUCUAAAAGCGGAGUCGCGGCUACGCAGAGGAGCGGCGCCGCGCGGCAGCUCGGGGCGGACGGCAGGAGGACAGCCAUGGAGGAUGCGGCCCGCGGUCGCAGGAGUCUGAUUUCCCACCCGGCCCACGCUCCUUUGGAUGGGAAUUACCGCUGAUCGCCACGGAAAGCCGGGACAACCCACGAACCGACUCUUGAGGGGAGGAAAACGCGAUCGGCUCCCGACGUCCAUGACUGUUGCGGCAGAGGAGCCCCCACGGUGGAGUCGGCCGGUUCCCAAAAUAUGACCAGGGGUGCUGGGACGUGUUGGCAGCAAGAAGACGACGACGGCUUCCAAAUCUGGCUAGAGCCCCCCCGCGACCACCAAAAGCCAUUCACCGACUCCGAGAGGGCGCAGAGAUGGCGACUGUCCUUGGCAUCUCUCCUGUUCCUCACCGUCCUCCUCUCUGAUCGUCUGUGGUUCUGCGCCGAGGCCAGGCUGGCCCGAACCCCGGACAAGUUCGCGUCCUCCCACCUCCACUCCCCCCACACCCACUCGGCGCACAUUAGCCUCAUAGAGAACCCCCACGCUAUUUUUCUAGGAAACUCCACCAAACAUCUGUGGCGCCUUGAAACUCGCCACCGGGACAGUUCGUCCGGCGACUGCUUCGCCUUCGCGGAUGCGGACGACCUGUGCCGGGGCCUCUCCGACCAACAGGGGCCGCGGGUCGCUAACAUGAGCGACUUGUUCCUGUCCUUUUGUAACUCCUACUCCCUGCUGGAUCUGUUCGAGGGCUCGGUGAGCCCGGACAACCUGAACUGCAGCGUCCAGGCGCUGGAGGAGGGCGACGCGACGCGAUGCAGCGAGUGCGUCCAGGCGUACCAGCGCUACGACCAGCACGCCCAGGAGAAAUACGAGGACUUUGAGCUCCUGACUCAGAAAUACGAGCCAGGGGCUUAUUCGGUGAGGACGUGCAUGGAGCAGUGCAAGAUGGCCUAUAAGCCCUGGCUCUGCGCUCAGUACUUCCCCAACAUCAAGCUGUCUUGUCAGAGGAAGAUACCGUGCCACCGGUACUGCCUGGAGGUCCAGCAGAGUUGCCCGUUCAUCCUGCCAGACAACGACGACCUGAUCCACGGCGGGAACCCCAGCUUCAUCUGCACAGGGCUCCUGGGAGAUCAUCCAUCAGACAGCGAGGCGGAGUGCUGCGACGUUCGAUGGGACUCUAAAAUGGACAGCCCUUCAGGCAGCACACUUAAAAGGACUGCUUCUUCCUGCCAGCCCGAGGGGGCUUCGGUCACUUCGGCGGCCAGCUCGAGACUGUGCAGCGGGCGACUGAAGAUAUGCCUGCUGGCCCUCGUCCUUCUACAAACUGUCAUCAUUAUUUCAGCCUCACAUAACUCUACGUUGCUGGAAGUGGCCGCCAUUUUCUCGCUAGAGGAGGGCUCGUCGAACGAGGAGUGAACCUCCGUUGUGCCGGGAGGGGGGGGGGGGAUUGGCUUUUAGGGCGCCAUGGCCGCCGGGGACACAUCUGGUCCAGACAUGCCGGAGAUGUCACUGCGAUCUGCUGCCAACAAAGCGUCAAUCACACAACAUGGGAGGGCUUGAACUGGAGAACAGGGGUCUGGGAGCGGACGUCGAACCCCGACCGCGAUGCUCCAGGACCACCCAACCCCCCCCACAAAGAACUGACCUCUUGCCACUAGAAACCUGCUCAUUGUUUCUAUCUCAUCCAAAUGUUUUUUAGCAUAUCGUCCCUGUACCCUCCCCCUCCUACCUUCCCUCUCCUCUGGUCUCAGUGUCUGGAUGGGUGAACGGACAUUGACGAAGUCUGCAUUCCUUUAGAUCUUUUCUGCACUUUUCUCCCCCCUUUCAGGUGGCUGAAUAUUUUUGCCCUAUCUGCCAUGUUCCUCUCUCAGUCCAUCUCCUUCGGUGCGUGUUCUUAAUCGAGGGCCUUUUAGUAUCUGCUCAUCCUUUAGCUGUGGGCGUUUGAUUUUGUUUUCUCCCAGAUUCUUUCUGACCCCUUGCGAAGGCGCAUGCCUCAGCAUUUUAGGACCGUAAGUGCUCUGACUCGCUUCCUCCUCUUGACUUGUUCUGCAGCUGGAUAAGUUUGAAAUAAAGCAGGAAGCUUAGUGACGUUGCAGGAAGUAGAACCCGGCUUAACAAGACGCUUCAUGCGCCAAAGUCUUUGGUUCCCAGAAAGAGUUGCAAAAAGCAGCCUCACUCGUCAACCAGGAAUCUUUCUCCACAAAUAGGCUUUUCCCCACCAAUUUGACUCCACCGCUCCACCAGUGGUGUUGCUAAAACCAGUUGUUCCAGUUUGUUUUCCUGCAAACAAAAGAAAAAACCUCUGCCAUAUAUCCAAGUACCUCCAUGAACAGAUGCAUCGUUAUCCCCAGCUCCAAU
Messenger RNA from Cyprinodon tularosa, 2613 nucleotides. It is a transcript of the gene nalf1a, whose product is annotated as family with sequence similarity 155 member A. Gene Ontology annotation, biological process: calcium ion import across plasma membrane. The transcript is spliced from 3 exons. Gene Ontology annotation, molecular function: stretch-activated, monoatomic cation-selective, calcium channel activity. NCBI's taxonomy places the organism in Eukaryota, Metazoa, Chordata, Actinopteri, Cyprinodontiformes, Cyprinodontidae. The coding region runs from base 514 to 1671 and encodes 385 amino acids. Gene Ontology annotation, cellular component: plasma membrane. The record is from RefSeq and is a predicted model, not a curated record.